Messenger RNA from Prorocentrum cordatum, 426 nucleotides. Lineage: Eukaryota; Dinophyceae; Prorocentrales; Prorocentraceae. The record is from the annotation of a GenBank genome assembly.
AUGGCUCAGGCCUUGGCUCAAGGGUGCCAUGUAGUUCGUCCACGGACGGCUGGCGCGCGGGUGCCAAUGUUCGGACUUUCACCCAGACGCCGCCUGACUGUGGUGUGGGUAUCACGUUUGAUAUUUGGGGCGUAUGGUAGCACGGCUGCUGGGGAUGCCCCCGCAGAUGCGGUAUUCGCCCCGACGUCUAUGUCAGUUGUCCCGUCUCACCUGAGCAAUUUCCAGCUGCAGGCCGAGCUGGGCAUAAGCGCCUUUGCCCCGGACUCGACGAGCCAAUCGAGGGUGGCCGACUCGUUCGGCAGCCAUCUUCCUACCUUUGAGAAGGUGCUGGCAUCCUCAUACGGAUACUCCAUGGUCCGUGUGACCGGCAUUUCGCUGACGGCCGAGCACAUUUGCGCUAGGUUCGAAGAAGCAAAACCGUCAUAA